CUUUAUCUCUGGCGAGAAUGAUUUCCACAGCUGUUAGUUUAUCAUCUUCUACGUCCACAACGCCCGUUACAGCAUUAAGUAGUGAAACCGGUUUUAAUCUACCGUCAGAUGAAAUUUGUAAAGACCAAAAACCAACAGACAAAAUAAAAACAUCAACCUCUGAAAGUGUUCCGAUAUCAGAUACCAGAGAUGCAUAUUUGUUUCAUGAGCAAAUCAUUAUGUCCGGGCAGCAAAAGUGUUCCUUGCGAGCAAAACCCAAGCCUUUGGUUGUAUCCCCUCAACAGGUUAUGAUACUAUAUAUGCAUAAAUUAACACCAUAUGAACGCACUGAAAUAUUAGCAUAUCCACAAAUAUACUUUAUUGGAGCAAAUGCAAAGAAACGUCCUGGUAUAUUUGGUCCAAAUAAUUCCGAUUAUGACAACGAACAGGGCGCAUAUUUACACAUACCGCAUGAUCACGUAGCUUACCGUUACGAAAUGCUAAAAGUUAUAGGAAAGGGUAGCUUUGGACAAGUAAUCAAAGCAUAUGACCAUAAGACCCACGAACAUGUCGCCCUAAAAAUGGUUCGAAAUGAAAAACGAUUUCACCGGCAAGCGCAAGAGGAAAUACGAAUCUUACACCAUUUACGAAGGCAAGACAAGUAUAAUACAAUGAAUAUUAUACAUAUGUUUGAUUAUUUUACAUUUCGAAACCACAUGUGUAUCACUUUCGAGCUACUCAAUAUAAAUUUGUAUGAGCUGAUGAAAAAAAAUGGAUUUAAAGGCUUUAGCCUUCAGCUUGUACGAAAAUUUGCACACUCCUUGUUACAAUGCUUGGAUGCAUUAUAUAAAAAUGAGAUUAUUCACUGCGAUAUGAAACCGGAAAAUGUAUUACUAAAACAACAAGGACGCUCAGGAAUAAAGGUCAUUGAUUUUGGAUCUUCAUGCUAUGAAAGUCAACGUGUUUAUACCUACAUACAAUCACGAUUUUAUCGAGCACCUGAAGUUAUACUUGGCUCUAAAUAUGGCCGAGCAAUCGAUAUGUGGUCAUUGGGAUGUAUUUUGGCCGAAUUACUGUCAGGCCACGCCCUUUUUCCUGGUGAAAACGAAAGUGAUCAACUAGCCUGCAUUAUUGAAGUUCUUGGUAUGCCUACCAAAAACUUGCUUGCCAGUGCUAAACGCGCGAAAGUUUUUUUUAACCCGAAGGGACUACCGAGAUAUUGUACGGUGCGCACCAUGACUGAUGGUACAGUCGUUUUAAUAGGUGGUCAGUCUCGGCGAGGAAAACCACGGGGACCACCAUGCUCUAAAAGCCUGUCAAAAGCUCUGGAUGGAUGCAAGGAUACCCUGUUUUUAAAUUUUAUAAGAGGGUGUUUAGAAUGGGAUCCAGAAAAACGUUUAAUACCGGCAGAAGCAUUAAAACACCCUUGGUUACGGCGCCGCCUUCCGAGACCUCUGAAUGGCAUUAAUGGUCUCAGCGAUAGGGAGAACAUUGGUAGCGGCAGUUGCAAUAGUACAAAUGGCGAUAACACUUCUAGCAUAGGAACUGGUUUUAAUUCGACUGACAUUGCAACUUCGUCUUCAUCAAUAGUUUGCUCUGUACAAAAUGGAAACGGCACCGACGUCUCUGGAGAGUAUGUUUCUGCUUCAAUAUCGUACACGGAAGAAGCAGUUCCUUCAAUUUCAAUAUCGUCUACAGCCAUCGAAAAGAAUGUGAUUCAAAAUACAGUUGCUCCUUCGUUGGAUCAUUCUUUGCUAGCCUCCAGCAACACUAGUGGCAACAAUCAUCGAAUAAGUAGUUGUGGUAAUAGAAUUACCUGUAAAUCCAGUGAUAUAAAUAGUUCAAUUGCUAGCAGCCUAUCGGCCAUAAUCGAAAAUACGGGCUCGUUGUUACACUACACGUCGUCAACAUGUCUGAUUUCCAACACAGCAAAUCACUUUGGGUGUGCAUGUCGGAAUACAUAUAAAACAAAAGAACCAUCAGCAAUGAACACUUCCUCAACUUCAUUGGGAAUCGGCAUGAAAAAGACCUCGUACAAAAAUGCAGUAGUUGCAAAUAGCCACAUGUUUGAUGCUAUGGGCUCAAUUGAAAAUUACAACAAAUUUAAUCAAAAUUCCAUCCGAAACAUAAGCUCUGCAAAUAUAAGUAAAAACCUCGCAGCAGAGAAUUGUACAACAGGUACCCACUGCAAGCGGAAUUCAUUGUCUGAUGCGAUAACUGAGACAGAAAAAGAAAAAUCGUUUAAAUCUCUUGCGCCUUGCGGUGACCGUUUGUAGCACAAAAUCAACGCGAAAUUAUCAAUGCUUUGAAAUCUUUGAAUAAAUGUUCUAAGCUAUUUCAAAUUAUAAUUAAUAUAUUUUUUAUAAUGCUUACAAUGCGCACAGAAAUGUAAGUCUUUUCUUGAGAACAAGACUUAAUAAGUUAUUAUAAUUAUGAAGUUAAAAAAGAAGAAACCAUAUUUUGUUUAAAUUGUUAACUACAAACUAAAUUUUUAAGUUUUGGAACUAUAAUUUAGUACUGAAAAAGACUCCGUGAAUUGUGAAAAAUUAACAACUGAAAGUUCCGCUAAAGCUGCUCGCCUAUUUUUCCAGAAAAAUACCUUAAGUUUAAUCGAGGAAAUACUUUAGACUUAUAGAGAAAUCGUUUAAGAAAUUUUGUCUUGAAAAAUGAACUGCAGCACAUGGCAACAAGAGAAGGCGCUAGCAUACUUACGUGGCUUAAAAGCUUUUUUUUAUUGUAAUUAAAGAUUAAUAAUUUUAAAAAUACAUAUUUUUUAUUACUAUACAUAUUGUCCAUAGAUAUAAAUAGAUCACACAAACAAUUUCAAUACUCCCAUGUAUUUAAAUAUGUUUGAACGCUUUUA
This is a messenger RNA of Ceratitis capitata (Mediterranean fruit fly), 2842 nucleotides long. RefSeq names its product putative dual specificity tyrosine-phosphorylation-regulated kinase 3 homolog. The record is from RefSeq and is a predicted model, not a curated record. Gene Ontology annotation, biological process: peptidyl-serine phosphorylation; peptidyl-threonine phosphorylation. Gene Ontology annotation, molecular function: protein serine/threonine kinase activity; protein serine/threonine/tyrosine kinase activity; ATP binding. Gene Ontology annotation, cellular component: nucleus. NCBI's taxonomy places the organism in Eukaryota, Metazoa, Arthropoda, Insecta, Diptera, Tephritidae.